Molecule: messenger RNA, 792 nt
Organism: Drosophila subpulchrella
Lineage: Eukaryota; Metazoa; Arthropoda; Insecta; Diptera; Drosophilidae
Exons: 1
Coding region: 1-792 (263 amino acids)
Source: RefSeq, a predicted model, not a curated record
AUGAUUUCCCAGGAUUCAUUGGGGGUCAAUUCCGAGGUGGAGGUCUUUUCGGCCCUUAUCUGUUGGCUAGCUUAUCGUCCGCAGGAAAUGACAAAGCUGAUGCCACACCUGACUGGGUGCGUUAGAUUCACCUUAAUACCACUACCCGUUCUACGAAAACUGUGGGACAUAUCUUCGGUGCCCAGCAGUCCCUCGGAUCCCGACGGUACUCUUUUGGGCGCUUUUCAUUAUGAUCUCGAUAUGCGGUAUAGGAUCAGCAUUUCGAUCACUGUAGCGUCGUUGCGACUUCUGCAUCCCAAUCGUAGCGAAUUUCUCAGAUCCUUGAGGGAUGUUGGUGAGGAGGCUCCAAGGGAGUGGAUGUACGACGAAACGUGUUCCUAUCACUUGCCAUACCCCAAGGGCCCCUAUUGUCAUGUUAUGAAUGGCCAAGCAAUUUUUUCCUAUGUCUCGCAGAGAGCGAACGAGUUUCAGCCAUGGCCAAGGCGUUCAAGGUCCCUCCUGCCAGCUACCAAUGAUCUACAGACCAUCGAGGAGGUACCAGCUGAAUUCGAAUGCAGGGAGUCGGAGGAAGAGGACCAGAACGAAAAUUUCUUGAUCGAGUUGCGAGCUCUGUUCCUUAAAUUGGAUCUAUUUCUGCCCCACGAAGGGGAUCCUCAGCCUUACGAACCGGAAGCAAUAACAUCCGAGGACGAGAAUUAUCUCUAUGAGACCUAUGUGCAGGAAACGGAUCGCCAGAUCAGAGGGAUAUUAAAGGAACUUGACCAGAAUGUAAUGCCCCAGCUCAGUUUAUAG